UGUGACAGUAACCAAUAAUCUUUUACAGUUGAACAUUUAAAAAUAAACUUUGUUGGAAAAUAAAACAACAGAAUAUAAUCAAACAUACUUCAUCUAAACUAGGUACUUUAUAUCCAGCAAACAUUCCUGAUGGCAGACUCUACUGAUGGUUUGUCUCAGUCACCCGAAGAUGAGCUCACCAUCCCCCGAGCUGCUGUCAAUAAAUACAUACGAGAAAUUUGCCCAAAUGUCAGAGUAGGAUUUGACACUAGAGAGCUGCUAUUACAAUGCUGCUCUGAGUUUAUACACGUUAUCAGUUCUGAAGCAAACCAAGCUUGCAGUGAAGAACAGAAAAAAACUAUAACUGCUGAACAUAUAUUCAAAGCACUUCACAAGCUUGGCUUCAGCGACUACGUAGCGGAGGCAGAAGCUGUGCUGCGAGACUGCAAGGCUUUGGCUGCCAAGAAGAGAAGGAAAAGUUCUAGACUAGAGAACCUGGGCAUCCCUGAAGAGGACUUGUUGCGCCAACAACAAGAACUUUUUGCUAAGGCACGAGAAGAACAAUUAUUUGUUGACCAGAAGAAGUGGCUUCAUCUCCAACAACAAGCCAGUGUUGCAGAACAGCAACAACAACAACUGCAAUCUGCUCAAUUACAAAAUGAUGAUGAUGACGAAUAUGAAGAUGAUGAUGAUGAUGAGCCAUAACUUUCAUCAUAAUGUUAUCUAAAAUAAACGACUAGUUCACUAUGUCAAAUUAUACCAUCUUCUCUUGUUCUUGCGUCAAUUUGGAAUAACUAAACAUAACUAAGGUUGCAAAUAAUUUAUUUUAAAUUGGUUCUUAUUGGGUAACUUCCAAUAUUAGUUAGUAAAAUCCAAUGUCUGAGACUUAUAGUGCGACUUGUGACAUUUUACAUUUGGUUAGAAACGUGCCAUUUCUGAGACCUUGAUGACUUUCCACAUUUGACGGAAGUAUAUUGAAUAAUAUUGAAUAAUAUUAAAUAAUAUUGAAUAAUAUUGAAUAAUAUUGAGUAAUAUUGAAUACCAUAAUGUGGCUGUGGUGCAGUCACAUCAGGAAGUAGUGUUGAUCAUUAAGGCUAAAAAGAAAGGUUGGCUGCAUUUGUUCAUUAAAAACAAUUGAACAACUUGUGGAUGUUG
Molecule: messenger RNA, 1134 nt
Organism: Hyalella azteca
Lineage: Eukaryota; Metazoa; Arthropoda; Malacostraca; Amphipoda; Hyalellidae
Gene: NC2beta
Product: protein Dr1
Exons: 3
Coding region: 130-684 (184 amino acids)
Biological process (GO): RNA polymerase II preinitiation complex assembly; positive regulation of transcription by RNA polymerase II; chromatin remodeling
Cellular component (GO): negative cofactor 2 complex
Molecular function (GO): TBP-class protein binding; general transcription initiation factor activity; core promoter sequence-specific DNA binding
Source: RefSeq, a predicted model, not a curated record